UGAAGAUCGAUAUCAUAUCGAUUUCGUACCGGAUGAUGAGACUAACUCGAUACGUGAUAGAUGCAGCGCUGGAAAAUAAGACUGAAUCGAUAAGCAUCAACGCCUGAUCAGUACUGCACUGGAUAAUGAGACUGAAUCAAUAACUAAUCGAUACCACAGUGGAUAAAACUGAAUUAUAAGUAUCAGGGUGGGUGAACUGAGAAGUGUCAAUACCUGAUCAAUACUGUACAGGAUACAGCAGGAGCUGUACUAACGGGAGCAUUGGGGUCCGGGUUGAGGUUGGGCUCAGUUUCUGGAAUGGGCUUUAGUCCUGGACGUGGCUGUGAACCCUGAUAGCUGGUCUGAGGCUUUCCUGACCUGGGGCCGCGGCGGGACAAACUUGUCCAGGAGUCUGCAUCGAGAAAUUUUCAGUGUUUUUAUUUGGUUUCAAUUUCUCCGUGGAUUAUUGGUUAUCGAUCAGGUUUUGCGAAAGAAAAUGAGAAUUGGAUAAAUUGUAAGAACAGGAAUCAGUGAGAGGAGCCAAAUGAGCGUUACACCGUCCGGACUGAGUGAGAGGUUUCCCAUCAGAAGACUUCCCAGGCAAGGAAGCAUAUUGAACAAGGACCUGUCACCUGAUAAAAAGCAUGACAAAAAAAACUCGGAAAAAUCUCCUCUAUACGAGUUUGAUCCAACAGAGAGCUCGUCCAAACAAAAGAAGCCCAGGUUCAAUUGUGAUGAGCAUAAACACGGGUCCUAUGGCCUAGUUCAGCGCUGUGUCAUAAUCCAGAGAGAUGAAAAUGGGUUCGGCCUGACGGUCAGUGGGGAUAAUCCUGUGUUUGUCCAGUCCGUUAAAGAAGAUGGAGCAGCCGUACGUGCAGGUGUACAGCAGGGCGACAGAAUCAUUAAGGUUAAUGGAACGUUGGUCACUCAUUCAAACCAUGUGGAGGUGGUUCGAUUAAUUAAAUCUGGGUCGUAUGUGGCUCUCACAGUCCUAGGCCGUCCCCCUGGCUCUCCCCAGGUUCCACUGACUUCUACAGAUGGAGAUGCUGGGGGUUUUUUCUUCCCUGGACAGCAAAGUCAGAUGUCCCCAAAUCCAACUUUCUCUCACCAUUCUUCAAGCAGCAGUUGCCCAGAGAGGAUCACAAGCCCCAUGCCCGUGGCGGAAGACAACAUUGUACACAACCAGAAGGUUGAAAUUCUGAGGAACAUGCUGGGCACCGAGUUACGACAGCUAGAGCAACUUAAAGAGAAGUACUCAAGGAACCCAUCGCCACAGCUGCUUCGAGAUCAGCAGGAGGUGGAGAAACACAUUCAGCAACUCCAGGAACAACUUGGCAAAGCGACAGGCUCCUUACAGGAUGGCUCGACUUCAGUUCGACACUCGGAAGCAUUAGCUAUUGUUGAAAGACUGACUGAAGAUGCGGGUGACUGGGAGCAUGACCUUCCAUCACAGAGUGAGAACACAGGAUCUGAUAGAAGCCGCGUUUCAUUUAGCCGUGCGGAGUCUACAAUAAGCAGCCCGUCUCCCCCAUGUGAUGGCCUCUUUCACCGAGACUCUCUGAAUAGCAGCCCCAAGAUCUCCCCAAAAGAUGCUGGCAGUUUCUGUGAGAGUAUGGAAGUCGAUGAGAACCAGGACUGGGAUUCACUGUCCUCAGGGCUCAGCCCCCCGCGAGUUGCAGUGCAGAUAAUCGGUGCUGAGGAUGAUGAUUUUGAUACCGAGGCUGAACAGAUUGAUGUCCAGUGCAGCUGUUUCCAAAGCAUUGAUCUGGUGAAAUCCCGUCCUGCACAUUUGGUUGCCUUUUUACAUCAUGUCGUGUCACAGUUUGAGGCGGCUCCAUUGCUCUGCUACCUCUACGCCGAUCUCUACAAUCACACAAAUUCUAAGGAUCAUCGACGGAUGUUUCUAGAGUUUUGCCACCUUUUCCUGGAGAAGGGUUCGAAUCUCCGAGUUCAGGUACCAGAAUGGAUCAGUGUAGAGCUAGAACGUAGAAAAGGAGAUCUGUCUGAGGAAAUGCAGCGUAGCUGUGUGCAGGGGAUGCAGGACAGUGUCCUGCCUGAUGUUCAGACGCACCUGGAAGAUUUCAGGCAAAAACGUAAUAUGGGAAUGACAAUCGGAGAGAAUGAAUUGGCAAAGUUGGAUGCAGAGCGAAUCCGAGACCGUGUGGCAGCAGAGCAGAAGGAACGGGUGUGUGCAGAGCACCUGUUACAGAAGAUCGACGAGGUCCUUGCGACCUUGUCCCCUUCUGAGGAAGAAAAGAGUAAUUCUGUUGCGGAUGUGAUCCUCCUCUAUAUGAAGCAGCUUGGAGUGAAAAUGAAGGAACUGAGGAACCUGGACAGAGAUCGCAGGUUACGAGUCGCAUUCUUCCCAAAGAAGAAGCCAAGUAUAAAGAAAGAAAAGGAAACUGUGAAAGAUGAUGAGAAAAAGAAACGUUUCCAGAGCAUUCUGGACCCUAUCCGUCGCACAAGCAAACAGGAUCGCAAUGCAAUUGAAAAGGCUAAGUUACUGCACCAGAGGCAAAUGGGACCAUACAUCCGAUCAGCUUCUCACUCUGACCACAGCGAGAGAUCAAAAUCUAUUCAGUUUUUCAGCGAGGGAAGUGAGGCAAGCUAUCAGCCGGUGGUGAUCGGCUCACCAGGAGCAGCUACGGCCAGCACUGUCCAUGAUGGGAUCUCGGAGUGUGACACAGAUUCUGCUUUUGCAACACCUGCAACGUUCAAGAUGUUGACAGACAAUUCAUUAAUAGGGGAUUCCAGCAUUUCUACACCAAAGUCGGCCUUCGAGCUUCCAUCCACCCUUGAUCAGGUGAUGGAGGAGGAUAGAGAGUCAGAGAAAAGUCUUGAGACUGCUACACCCCCGUGUACUCCUAAACCAGGUCGCCGAGCGGAUGGGCAUGGCUAUGGAGCAUGGACAGAGGCUGGUUCUCAGACACACCCCCUGAGCCAGACAGAGGAAGAUCAAAUGCACUUGUCGGAUGUGGAGCAAGACCCAGCCAACUGGCAGCAGCUGGUUAGUCGGGAUGUCCUGUCUGGCCUGAAACCACAUGAGAUCAAGAGGCAGGAAGUUAUUAACGAACUUUUCCACACGGAGCGUGCUCACAUUCGAAUGCUGAAGGUUCUAGAUGUGAUCUUUUACCAGAAGAUGAUGCGAGAUGGCAGCAUACCCACAACUGAUGUGAGAAACAUAUUCUCCAACCUUGAGGAAGUCCUGCAGCUUCAUGUUUCAUUAAACGAACAGAUGAGAAAAGUCUGGAAAAGAAAUGAAAACUUUGUGGUUGAUCAGAUUGGAGAGGACUUGCUAAGCUGGUUCAGCUGUUCUGAAGAGGAGAAGUUUAAACGAGCUGCAGCUACUUUCUGCAGCAAUCAGCCCUUUGCUUUGGAACUGAUCAAAUCAAAGCAGAAGAAAGAUUCAAGAUUCCAGGCAAUCAUUCAGGAGGCACAGAGUAAUCCACAGUGCAGGAGGCUGCAACUUAAGGACAUCAUCCCAACUGAGAUGCAGCGUCUGACCAAAUACCCACUACUCCUGGAGAACAUUGCUAAAAAUACAGAUCCAGAACAGCACGAAGAGAAGAAGAAAGUGAAACAGGCAGCAGAAUGCUGCCGUCAGAUCCUGAACUUUGUGAAUCAGGCUGUGAAGGAAGCUGAAAAUAAGCAGCGGUUGGAAGAUUAUCAGCGGCGCCUGGAUCUAUCUAGCCUGAAGCAGUCAGAUUAUCCGCUGAUUGAGGAGUUCCGGAAUCUGGAUCUUACAAAGCGGAUCAUGAUACACGAAGGGCCUCUGACUUGGCGGGUGAAUAAAGAUAAGACAAUCGAUCUCUACACACUUCUGUUGGAGGACAUUUUGGUUCUAUCUCAGAAACAGGAUGAACGGUUGGUGUUGAAGUGUCACAGUAAAAAUCUUGCUGCCAAUGCUGACACCAAACACACCUUCAGCCCCAUUAUCAAACUCUCGGCUGUGCUUGUGAGAGAAGUUGCUACAGAUAACAAAGCUUUCUUCGUCAUCUCAACGUCAGCUGAUGGUGCACAGAUCUAUGAGCUGGUGGCUCAGACGGUGUCGGAACGGAAAACGUGGCAGUAUUUAAUCACACAGACUUCAGGAUCAAUAAAAGCACCAAGCCACCAUGUGGCCCCUGAACCACCUACUGAGAGUGAGCAAGAGGAUGAGGAGAAUCUGAGCACAAUCCAACCAGGUGGAUCAAGCAAAGUCCCAGGAAGGAUGUCGAGCAGCGGUGAUUCAACACAAGGUAAAGAGAUUGAUGACCCACUGGCUGUGAAUAUCUCAGCAUCCAACAAACAGAAACAUAGUGCAAUCAUCUCUGCGCAGGAAACAGAGGGGCAGCCCAGGUACAUACAGGACUUUAACAGUCUCCGAAGACCGACUGCAGGGCGGCCUCCCUAUAGAAGCACUGAGCUGCACUAUUCAAGUCAGGCUCGCAGUUCAGUCUCAUCAUUUCCUUAUUCAAGAGCAGAGUCUGCACUAAUAAACCUUCACUCCUUGAAGCAACUGCUGUCAGUUCAGAUGCUGGGUUCAGAAGAUGAUGCCAGCGAUGGAGCUUCUAUUCAGCACCUUCCGGAAGAGGACAGUUUAUCACUAAAGCAGGGGACAGAUGGGCCAUCCGACAGCACAACGUGUUGUCAAGGUGAGACGCCCAACAAGGCACUGCAGCAUCAGCUAGAGAUAGCCAAUGGGACACUGGAAGAAGUGGAGGCUGAAACAAGAGUUAGUGAAAGGACUAAACUUUCCCGUCAGUUGACACUGGAAGCAGGUCACGAACGUAUCACAACUGAAGGACACGGACCAGACUCGGUAGCAGAUGAUGGUGGAGAUAGGUUCUACGAUGCUCCAGAAGAUCAUUCAGAUGAGCAUCGAUCACAAGGGAACAGUCCAAGUCCAAACAGAGAAGAGGAGGCUAAGUCACAAGCCCGUGCAUCAGGGAACUUUCUAACCCUGGAUGACUUUCCACAGACUGAAGGGAGCUCCACUGAUGAAAUAGAUAUGUCUACAAUUCCGCCUGAUUAUUCUGUGGAUUGUAUCACCCAAAGCACUGAGGCGAGGGAGAGCAACAGUACAACUGAUCCUUGUAAUACUGAAGGGUCAGAGGCAGGAAUUAGACAGCUGCUUCCUUCAUCACAUGUGCGCAACCAAAUCCUCCAAUUCAUACAUAGUAUCGAGUCUGAUCUGAAAUAUUUAAAGGAGGUGGAGCUGGAAUGUUACAGUCAGCAUGUCCUGGAGUCCACAGCUUCACAUGAGCCAACAGGAGACAGUUAAUGUAGUUUGUUCAAAAGCAGAAUCAAGCCAGGCUUGGUGAUGGAACAUAUGGGUGCUUGGAGAUGACCCCUUGAAGCUCCUGCUAGCUCUGGACUUUAGAGACAUUUGUGGAACUGAUUGUUUGUUCAAAUGCCGCUGAUUUCUGGGUCAUUUUUGGGAUGGUGUAUCAGUGAGUCCUGCCUGUAUUGGUGUGUCUUGCCGGUUACGGAUGCAUCCCAGUUUGGUUGAUGCAAUCAUCCUCCCUCAUUUGCGCACAUCUCUUUCAAUUAUAGAACUGAUCUCGCUCUCCACAUCUCCUAAAACCAAAUGUACAGAAAUUCAGCAGAAAAUCAGCUUAGAGUUUGAUGAAAUCGAGAUGUAUUUAUUUGUAUUCACUUGCUAUGAUAAAUGCAAUCGUUUUGUUAUAAUUUUUAUUUUCAUAGCCUGUAUUAAGCUGAUUUGCAAAUGGAGAUUAAGAUCUGGUUAAUGCAUGGAAUCCAUGUGCUGGGUUCCAACACUGGGGACAGUGGAAUAGACAGCUCGGGUGUACAAGAGAUUUACCAUGCAAUCAGGGUAAGAGAGUUACUACACUGCUGGGGUGUGAGGGUUACCACACAGGGUGUGAGAGAGAAUUAGUGUGUGUUUGUGUCUGUGUGUGUCUUGCUUGUACUGCUGGGGUAUGAGGCAGUAACUACACAGGUGAUGAAAGAAAAUUAGUUGCUCCGUUGGGUAAGAGGGUUAAUGCACAAGGUGAGAGAUGCUUCAUAGGGUGAGUCAGUUACUGGACUACUUGGAUUUGAGUGAAUGUGAGAGAAAGAGUUAGUGCUCAGUAUGUGUGAGAGAGAACGCUAGUGCACAGAGAAUGCAAGGGAGAGCAGGUGUAUGGAGUGUGAAAGAGAGAUGGGGCAGGCAGUGUGCAUGAGAUUAAGGAGUCAGUGCACAGACUGCAGGACUGACAGCACAGCUGGGCUGUGAGAGGAUGCGUGUUAUUACACAGUUCAUUACUACAGCAAAGCUCCUGAUAGUUAAGCCAGGUUCAAGAUCCACAUUAUAUCUGCUGUUAUUAUCCUAAUCAGAUGUAGAAUCAGGGUUGUGGACCAAAGCUGCUUUGUAGCAAAACCUCCACUCAGAGCAAAGUAUCAGGUGCAGGGACAGGUUAGUGUUUCUGUCCAGAGAACCACUAACUCUCUAACUUGUCUUUCCUCUGGGCAUGCAGUGUGUUUGCAACAUACAGUUUCAUAUUCUUUGUACAUUAAGUACUUGGCAAACACAUUCAUUCCUCACAUCCCCAUCGCCAGGGCUGUUGCAUCAUAUUUUCUCAGAUGCUUAUCUCUCACUGAUACUAUGGUGUUGGAACAAUUUGGUCACAAAAUAGCAGAGCAGGCUUCUGACACAAGAUGUUGGAAAAGUUGUGAUGGGCACUGGGUCUGGCCAACUCCUUUUUCUGCCAGAAUUUUUGUUAAUAUAAACAAUUGAUUUGCAUUUAGAGUAUGACCUCCUGGGAGCAGUUCCUCCAUGCCACAAGUAACCCCUCCUUUCAAUCAUGUGGCUGCCUAUAUUCCACUUUAUAGAAAUGGUGGCUGUAACCAAAUCUAUCUGGUAGCUGCUGUGCCCAAUUAUAAUUCCUGUCCCUUAUAAACAGAUCUCAAUGUUACACAGGGCUGGGAGGAGAAGCUUCAUUUUGGUGACGCCCAUCAGUUGUGAAUAAGCUGGAAAUCACCGUUACCUAGUUGCUGUUUGGUACAGAUGGUAAAGUGAACAUAAGACCUGUUAACAAGACACAGACACCCUCCCAGUGGCUGUCAGUUCUAACUCUGACUAAAGCAGAUACUUUCAGCUCUCCAGUAAAUUUUCCCCACACCACUCUUGCUUCAGAGAUGAUGCUGAUUUGGUGCGAGUGCAUGUCCUAACUUUGCAUAUUGCCCCUGACAUAUGUACAGAUCCGCUAUAGCUCCUGUUGUUGCCCUGUACAUCACCCUGCGCAACACACUAACCCUGCUGCCUCCCCUAAUCUAUAGUUUUAUUUGUCUCAAGUUUAUGACAUAUUUCAAUUUGGUUUUAUCUAACUUUGUAAAAUAGCAUCUCGUUUAAGAUUUAGCAAUGACAUUAUGUUACUUGAAAAAAAAACAAAUAUAAUUCUGUUUCUGGGAUCUGGGUUUUAAAGAAAUGUUUCAUUAUAAUUAAAUUGUUUCAGUAUAAUUAAAAAGCUGUGGCGGAAAGAG
Molecule: messenger RNA, 7443 nt
Organism: Pristis pectinata (smalltooth sawfish)
Lineage: Eukaryota; Metazoa; Chordata; Chondrichthyes; Rhinopristiformes; Pristidae
Product: rho guanine nucleotide exchange factor 12-like
Exons: 42
Coding region: 524-5242 (1572 amino acids)
Biological process (GO): Rho protein signal transduction; G protein-coupled receptor signaling pathway
Cellular component (GO): cytoplasm
Molecular function (GO): G protein-coupled receptor binding; guanyl-nucleotide exchange factor activity
Source: RefSeq, a predicted model, not a curated record